AUGACAAACACCACGGGUCGAGAACUAAUACGCAAGCUCACCUUCGGUCAAUCGCCCAUGAUCACAGCUCUCUGCGUGCUCUCAACCGUCCUUGUCGCGCUCGCGGCAUACUUUUGGUCCGUAGUAGAAAAACUCCACGUGCCAAUCACCCCCGGGCUCGCCGAAGCCGCAACCUUCCUCCCCGUAGCCAACUUCGCCGCAAUGCGCUACCUAACCAACAAGCCGCGCGGCGCCCAGAGCGGGCGGCCCGAAUGGGACAUCAAGACCGGCGUCAUCUCGAUCCUGCUGAUAAUUAUCGAUACCGUUGUCGUGACCCAAUCCCUCAACAACAUGCCCAAGUCCGCCAUCGCCUGCCCGCUCGAACGGACAUGGCGGGCCUGGUUCCGCGCCAAGGACGCGACCCACAUCAAGGCUGUCCAGGACGCACUGAGGUGCUGCGGGUUCAACACGUAUCUUGACUCGGCGUGGCCGUUCCCGGAUAAGAAUACGCGCCCAAACCAGUGCUCGUUACAGAGUAAGACGCAUACGUCGUGCUAUGAGCCGUGGAGCCAGAAACACCAGUUGUCGGCCAGCGUGUUUAUGGCGGUUGCGGCGGUGACGCUGCUAAGCAAGGGGAUUAUCUUUGUUGCCUACCGUAUGAGCAGCAGAAAGCAGAACCAGGCGCCGGCCACGCAGAGGCUGUUGGCGGAUGGGUCAAUUAAUGACGGGCAGCGCAAUGGGACAAGCCGUGCUAUUGAGGGACUGAGGAUUAGGCCUGACGAGAGGGCGAGGGCGCUGGAGAAUGAGGAAGAUGAUAUCGAAAGCAUUAUCGACGAGAACUCGAGGCUGCUGAAUAAUGGCGAGACUACGUAUGAGACGCAGGGGCAGCUGGAGAGUGGUGAGAGACCGAUUUUGGCCAACAUUGAUAAUGGCGUAUGGGAUAAUGAGUAUAGUCGCGGGAAUCCUAGGUAG
Messenger RNA from Morchella sextelata, 951 nucleotides. RefSeq lists its product as uncharacterized. NCBI's taxonomy places the organism in Eukaryota, Fungi, Ascomycota, Pezizomycetes, Pezizales, Morchellaceae. The coding region runs from base 1 to 951 and encodes 316 amino acids. Gene Ontology annotation, cellular component: membrane. The record is from RefSeq and is a predicted model, not a curated record. The transcript is spliced from 5 exons.